Messenger RNA from Myotis myotis, 2896 nucleotides. It is a transcript of the gene KYNU, whose product is annotated as kynureninase. Bases 355 to 1761 code for a protein of 468 amino acids. Gene Ontology annotation, cellular component: cytoplasm. The record is from RefSeq and is a predicted model, not a curated record. Gene Ontology annotation, biological process: NAD+ biosynthetic process. Gene Ontology annotation, molecular function: kynureninase activity; pyridoxal phosphate binding. Lineage: Eukaryota; Metazoa; Chordata; Mammalia; Chiroptera; Vespertilionidae. The transcript is spliced from 15 exons.
CCCACAAGGUGGAGGCUGAGCAGAAGUGCCUUGAAUUUCUCUCUGAGGUCUGGUCUAGAAGUCUGUAAGGAACUCUUAAGAGCUUUGUUUGGUGUGUGUGUCUUUAAAAAACACCGGGAGCUGUGAACAAACCCCAUCAGAUUGCCGGAGGACCUAUCUAAUACUUUCAACAAUAAAGAUUAAAAGGAAAAAGAGAACAACAACAAAAAAAACCCCCACACAAACAAAUCCUCAUGGACAGACAACAGUACAGUCAUUACCAGGAGAAAAUGGGGGUUGCAGGAGGCAGGAGAGGGUAAAAGAGGAAUAAAUGGUGACAGAAAGAGACAUGACUUGGGGUGAGAACAACUUGUAAUGGAGCCUUUACCUCUUGAGUUACCAGCUGACACAGUGCAACGCGUGGCAUCUGAACUUCGAUGUCUCCCUACAGAUGAGAGGGUCGCCCUCCGUCUUGAUGAAGAAGAUAAGCUGAGGCACUUCAGGGAGUAUUUUCAUAUUCCCAAAAGGCAGGAUCUCCCGCCAAUUGACUUAUCAUUAGUGAAUAAGGAUGAAAACGCCAUCUAUUUCUUGGGACAUUCUCUUGGCCUUCAACCAAAAAUGGUUAAAACAUAUCUGGAAGAAGAACUAGAUAAGUGGGCCAAAAUGGGAGCCUAUGGUCAUGACACAGGGAAACGACCGUGGAUCACAGGAGAUGAGGCUAUUGCAGGUCUUAUGACUGACAUUGUCGGAGCCAAUGAGAAAGAAAUAGUCCUAAUGAAUGCUUUGACUGUUAAUUUGCAUCUUCUACUGUUAUCGUUUUUUAAGCCGACACAAAAACGGUACAAAAUUCUUCUUGAAGCCAAAGCCUUCCCUUCAGAUCAUUAUGCUAUUGAAUCACAGCUUCAACUUCAUGGACUCAACACUGAGAAAAGUAUGCGGAUUUUAAAGCCAAGAGAGGGGGAAGAAACCUUGAGAACAGAAGACAUCCUUGAAGUAAUUGAGAAGGAAGGAGACUCUAUUGCAGUGAUCCUGUUUAGUGGGGUGCAUUAUUAUACUGGACAGCACUUCAAUAUGCCCGCCAUCACAAAAGCCGGACAAGCAAAGGGUUGUUUUGUUGGCUUUGAUCUAGCGCAUGCAGUUGGAAAUGUUGAACUCCACUUACAUGACUGGGGAGUUGACUUUGCCUGCUGGUGCUCCUAUAAGUAUUUAAAUUCAGGAGCUGGAGGUCUCGCUGGUGCCUUUGUCCAUGAAAAGCAUGCCCAUACAAUUAAACCUGCGUUAGUGGGAUGGUUUGGCCAUGAACUCAGCACCAGAUUUAAAAUGGAUAACAAAUUGCAGUUAAUCCCUGGAGCCAAUGGAUUUAGAAUUUCAAAUCCUCCCAUAUUGUUGGUCUGUCCUUUGCAGGCUAGUUUAGAGAUCUUUAAGAAAGCAACCAUGAAAGCACUGAGAAGAAAGUCUGUUUUGCUCACGGGUUACCUGGAAUACCUGAUCAAGCACUACUAUGGCAAAGAGAAAGCAGAAACCAAGACACCAGUGGUGAACGUAAUCACUCCAUCCCGUAUAGAGGAACGCGGCUGCCAGCUAACAUUAACAUUUUCCGUUCCAAUAAAAUCUAUAUAUCAAGAACUAGAAAAAAGAGGAGUGGUUUGUGACAAGCGGGAACCCAAUGGCAUCCGAGUGGCUCCGGUUCCUCUCUACAAUUCUUUCCACGAUGUUUAUAAAUUUAUCAGUCUGCUCAAUUCUGCACUUGAGGCUGAAGAAAGAAAACAUAACAGUGUUUAGAACAAAUUAAGCAAACUGAAAGCUGCUGUGAUUAUUUUAUGAUUUUCAUUCAAGUUUUAAUCAUUAGAAAUGUUAAAAAACUAAUUAUACCUAACUGGCAAUGAAUUGCAUACUUUACAAAAAAAUCUGGGAUAAUUCUUUUAGAAGUCAAUGUUCCUGAGGAAUCUAAAUGUCUAUCCAAUUUCUUGGUGUUUUGUGAAUCAAGGUUUUCAUUGGUCUAAGUAUUAUGUACAGAGUCUUGGUUAGCUGUUACAGUUCAUGGCCAGUGAAAUAUUGUUACUGGUUUAAUUUCUCAUUGACUGACAAUUUCAUAAUAUAUGUGAAAUUUUUGUGUCAAUUUUCUAAAUAUCACUUUAGCUUAAAUUACCCAAAGACUUUCUUAUACGCACUAUAGUUGAACCAUCUGAUAUAUGUAUGAUUUUGGGAUAUUCUAUCCAGCUCUAAUCUAAGGAACAGAAAAACAAAUUUCUAGAGCAGUGGCUUUCAAAUAUUUUUGGCCACAAUCCAUAUUAAGAAAUAUAUCUAAAAACAGAGACCUACAUUUAUGUGUGGAUAGGCCUUAUUUUGACACACAAUUUGUAACAAUAUUUUAACAUCUGUGAAAGAAAAGUCUAUCAGUUUUCAAUCAACUGCUUCUUACAAUUGCCAUUGGUCAUUCUUUUUCAUUACCAUCCCUGACAUUAGCAUGCUUCUCACAAUGAAUAGGAAGCACCUUAGGUUGAAUUAAAAGUGGUAUAUAUAGCAAAAACCAAAGGUUCAUGAAUUAUUUACCUGUACUCUGAUAUUUAUUAUUCUGUUUUAUCUUAUUACAACAAAUAUUGGUUGAAACUUGUUAAAUUGAUUUCUCCACCCACUCUUGGGCCCUAAAUCACUUUUCAAGGAUAUCCCUUUAUAUAAUGUUAUCAUAAUUUCUCCUUUUUUUAAUGGCAACUUCCCUGGAUGAAAGACAUUGGAUGUUACUCUACCGCUAAAAUAGUGAAAGAAAUCACUCCAUGAUACUGGCAGUUGAGGGUUAGAAUUAAGAAAUGAGUUGCCGAAACCGGUUUGGCUCAGUGGAUAGAGCAUGGGCCUGUGGACUGAAGGGUCCCAGGUUCGAUUCCGGUCAAGGGCAUGUACCUGGGUUGCGAGCACAUCC